AUGGAUACUCACCCGGCAAUCAUCACCAUGCCGCCGCUGUUGCGUGAGAUGAGUACAGACUCGAUCAUGACUACCAGGUCCUCAGUAUCGGACGUCUGGGGAUCUGGCGAGGCUACACCCGUCACUUCUCCUCCCAGCUCCCGCGGCGAGUCUCCUGACCGCAAGCCAGACCGGCUCGAUGGAGUGCAACGACGCACCCGCUCAGACACCACCCUCACAACGCUGUCAUCGGCUCCUCGAGUGAGGAAUAUCUGCUUCGUCGGAGCAGGCUUCGUCGGUGGCCCCACGGCGGCCCUCAUCGCCUACCACAACCCUUCCAUCACCGUCAACGUUGUGGACCUCAACACUGAGCGCAUCGCAGCAUGGAACGGAAACCACCUGCCCAUCCACGAGACGGGACUCCCCAAGAUCGUGCGAAUUGCUCGAGACGGCACCAACGAGGCCACCGUCUCUGGGGUUUCCGGCAUGAGCGACUCAUCCAGCGUCUACCUCCCGGCGCGAAAGCCUAACCUCUUCUUUUCAACCAACGUCACCCCUUGUAUCGCCAGUGCAGACAUCAUCUUCAUCUGUGUGAACACACCCACUAAGAUGUACGGCAUGGGAGCCGGCGCCAGCGCGGACCUGGGAGCCCUGGAGGCAGCGACGAGGACGAUCGCGAAGAACGCCAAGAGUGGCGCGGUGAUUGUUGAGAAAAGCACAGUCCCCUGUGGAACUGCAAGAAUUAUUUCUGAUAUUCUCCGCCAGUACCGACCUGAGACGUCGUUCGAGGUGCUCUCGAACCCAGAGUUCCUCGCGGAGGGCUCCGCCGUCGCCAACCUGAUGCGGCCAGACCGGAUCCUCAUAGGCAGCGGCACAGGGCUGACGGGCCUGCGGGCGGCCGCGGCCCUCCGCAACGUCUACACCGCGUGGGUGCCGCCAGAACGCGUCCUCACCGUCAACACCUUCUCCUCCGAGCUGGCCAAGCUCGUCGCCAACGCGAUGCUGGCCCAGCGCAUCAGCAGCGUCAACGCCGUCAGCGCGCUGUGCGAGGAGCUCGGUGCUGAUGUUGAGGAGAUCAGCCGCGCCCUGGGCGCGGACUCCCGCCUGGGUUCCAAGUUCCUGCAUGCAGGCGUGGGAUACGGCGGGAGUUGCUUCGAGAAAGACAUCCUGAACCUGGCGUACCUGGCCCGGUGUCUACACCUGCCUGAAGUUGCAGACUAUUGGACUAGUGUGCUAGACAUCAACCAGUACCAGCGCGAGAGAUUCACAAAAACUGCCAUUCGCAAGCUGAAUGGCACUCUCAGAGGCAAGAAGCUGGCCAUAUUUGGAUUUGCCUUCAAGGACGGCACAAACGACACCCGAAACAGUGUCGCAGUUCACAUCAUCGCUGAGCUUGCCCUCGAGCAACCACGCGAAAUUGCGGUGUUCGAUCCUGGCUGCGCGCCCGAUGAGGUCGAGCAGGAAAUACGAAGGCUUGUCAAUGACGACGAGAUGAUGAGCCGCAUCAAGAUUGUUAGCGGGUGGAGAGAUGCCGUCGAGGGGGCUUCAGCCGUCUGCAUUCUCACCCAGUGGGAGCAAUUCCGUGGCACAGCCGCUGUGGCGUUGAACAAGCAAGCAGUUUCAACGCCCAAAAGCCUCAACAACGUCAUCUCGCAUUGUGAAUCAGAUCUCAAGGAGACGGAUAUAAUCGAACUUGAGAAGCUCACGAUCAGUACGACCGGUGGUGACACCGAGGAUCCGUUGCAGAGGCUUGUGCAACGAAGCGCUUGUGAAGCCAGCUGCAGGGAGUGUGAGAGACACUCUACGCUGUCCGGGAACAAGGAUGUUGUAAACUGGGAGCGUGUGGCAACUCUAAUGGAGAAGCACAGCUGGGUAUUCGACGGCAGAAAUGUGGUGGACGGCCUGUACCUGAAAUCUCUGGGCUUCAAGGUGCACAGCAUUGGAAAGGGAUUAUGA
This is a messenger RNA of Diaporthe amygdali, 1935 nucleotides long. RefSeq names its product udp-glucose 6-dehydrogenase. Gene Ontology annotation, cellular component: cytosol; nucleus. The coding region runs from base 1 to 1935 and encodes 644 amino acids. Gene Ontology annotation, biological process: polysaccharide biosynthetic process; glycosaminoglycan biosynthetic process. The record is from RefSeq and is a predicted model, not a curated record. NCBI's taxonomy places the organism in Eukaryota, Fungi, Ascomycota, Sordariomycetes, Diaporthales, Diaporthaceae. Gene Ontology annotation, molecular function: NAD binding; UDP-glucose 6-dehydrogenase activity. The transcript is spliced from 3 exons.